GCGCAGUCAGCGCGACCGCGGAGCAGGCAAUGCGGCCACGUGAAGCACAGAGAAGCGUUGCUUCCGCCUGAGGAUAUCAGGGCUGUAUCUUCUCUCCUCUGGUUGGCUGAUUUUGCCGCAGACGUAGCAGGGCUUCCCGUUUGGUAACACAGUCAACGUGCAUGUUACCAAACACGAAUUUUCUCAGUAAACACGGAGGGGGUUUGUAAGCGAAAGGCACAGCCAAGGGUCACUGACAUGGCUCAUACAUGUAUUCACUGGUUCCGCAAGGGACUCAGGCUGCAUGACAACCCAGCACUGGUGUCCGCUCUGAGGGACUGUAAGCAUCUCUACCCUGUGUUCAUCCUGGACCCUCACCUCCAGAGCGAUACCCAUGUGGGCGUCAACCGCUGGAGGUUCCUCGUCGGAGCCCUCAAAGACCUGGACUGCAGCCUAAGAAAGCUCAACUCCAGGCUGUUUGUUGUGAGAGGCAAACCAGAGGAUGUGUUCCCCGAGCUGUUCAACAAGUGGAAAGUGACAAAGUUGACCUAUGAGCACGACACAGAGCCCUACAGUCUGAGCCGGGACAAAAAAGUCACCGCGCUGGCCAAAGAACACGGCGUCGAAGUCGUCUACAAAAUCUCUCACACUCUCUAUGAUAUAGACAGGAUAAUUGAGGAAAACAAUGGGAAGGCUCCCCUCACGUACAACCGUAUGCAGGCAAUAGUGAAAACUCUUGGCCCCCCUAAGAAACCCCUCCCUGCUCCUACCAUGGAAGACAUGAAAGAUGUGAAGACCCCUUGCUCAGAGAGUCAUGAGAAGAAAUAUGGGAUCCCUGCACUGGAGGAGCUCUGCCAGGACACUGCAGCUGUUGGAGAGGAGCCAUUCCCAGGGGGAGAACAGGAGGCUCUGAGGAGACUAGAGGAACAUAUGAAACGAAGGGAUUGGGUGUGUAGAUUUGAGAAGCCCCAGACGCCUCCAAACUCUUUGAGCCCCAGCACCACUGUUCUCAGUCCAUAUGUCACCUUUGGCUGCCUGUCUGCACGCACCUUCUGGUGGAAGCUGACCGAGGUCUAUCAGGGGAAGAAGCACUCGGAUCCUCCAGUUUCCCUGCAUGGCCAGUUACUGUGGAGAGAGUUCUUCUACACAGCUAGUGUGGGUAUCCCAAACUUUAACAAGAUGGAGGGCAACCCUGUAUGUACUCAAGUGGACUGGGACACUAACCCCGACUAUCUGGCUGCAUGGAGAGAGGCUCGGACUGGUUUCCCCUUCAUUGAUGCCAUCAUGACUCAGCUGAGACAGGAGGGCUGGAUCCACCACCUGGCCAGACACGCUGUCGCGUGUUUUCUCACCAGGGGAGACCUAUGGAUCAGCUGGGAAAAGGGGCAGAAGGUGUUUGAGGAGCUUUUGUUGGAUGGCGACUGGGCUCUGAAUGCUGGGAACUGGCAGUGGCUCUCAGCGAGUGCCUUCUUCCACCAGUACUUCCGGGUCUACUCCCCUGUCGCCUUUGGCAAGAAGACAGACAAAAAUGGAGACUACAUCAAGAAGUACCUCCCUGUUCUGAAGAAGUUCCCGGCUGAAUACAUCUAUGAGCCCUGGAAAGCUCCGCGCAGCGUCCAGCAGGCAGCAGGGUGUAUUGUGGGUAAAGACUACCCACGUCCUAUUGUGCAGCACGAGGUGAUCAGCAAGAAGAACAUCCAGAGGAUGAAGUUAGCUUAUGCCAAGAGGUCCCCAGACCCCACUGAAUCACCCAGCAAAAAGCAAGGUGUAAAGCGCAAGGCUUCAUCUGUUGUCGACAUGCUGAAGAAGAAAGAAAGAAGAGAGUAAUCUUACACAAAUUAAUUCCAGGUAAUAGAGCUAGUGAUAAAACGUUCAUUACAAAUAACUGAAUACAUGGGUUUUGGUGCUCUUCCAGUUCGAAAGCUCUAACUUGACUGCAAGCUAAAGCGGCCAGUCAGAGACUUUUUUUGUGUAUGUGUGUAAGCUGUCAACUAUAUCUAACUUUUUAUUGUACCUAACAUUGUUUUCCAUUUUAUAUUCUGACUACGGUUGUUAUUUUUACUUUUUAUAUUGUAUCUAUCAUAGUUCAGGAGAAUUUUUGAGUGUUGAAUUAGAUUAAGUCAGGUAAGAGUUACACUCGAAGACUGUUUCUUGCCUGGAGAUUAAAUGUAGAUUUAUACACACUGAUGGCAUCAUCUUAUUUGAAGGCUAUAGUUGGCAUCAUGCAGAGCAGUAUGUAUCUGGUCCACAAACAAGGCUUUUUAUUGAUCUGUUCUGAAAUGUAUGUGAAAUGCUAAAAUGCCUUAUUAUUACACCCUAGACGGGACUAUACAGGUGUUUGUAUCCAAUUCCAAUAAAACUGAUACAAAAUAUCAGCCGGAUAUUUUA
Xiphias gladius (swordfish) is the source of this 2367-nucleotide messenger RNA. It is a transcript of the gene cry5, whose product is annotated as cryptochrome circadian regulator 5. Gene Ontology annotation, molecular function: DNA binding; FAD binding. NCBI's taxonomy places the organism in Eukaryota, Metazoa, Chordata, Actinopteri, Istiophoriformes, Xiphiidae. The coding region runs from base 238 to 1806 and encodes 522 amino acids. The record is from RefSeq and is a predicted model, not a curated record. The transcript is spliced from 12 exons. Gene Ontology annotation, cellular component: nucleus; cytoplasm. Gene Ontology annotation, biological process: entrainment of circadian clock by photoperiod; circadian regulation of gene expression.